Messenger RNA from Pogonomyrmex barbatus (red harvester ant), 330 nucleotides. RefSeq lists its product as uncharacterized. Lineage: Eukaryota; Metazoa; Arthropoda; Insecta; Hymenoptera; Formicidae. The record is from RefSeq and is a predicted model, not a curated record.
AAAAAGCAGUAAGCGAAAUGUCUGCGUCAGAUGACAAUAUUGUUAUACAGGAACAAACAAAGGAAACAAAAAAAAGACUUAUAAAAUCGCGAAAAUUUUAUGGCGACACAUCGAGCAGCGAUGAUGAACCAAAAAAGAAGAGAUUUUUCAUGUCAUCACAUUAUAUACUAGAAAGUAAAUAUAUAUCAGAUUCACUGAGCCUAUCGAAUAAGAAAUUGUCAACUAAACCAGGUUUGUUAUUAAUCAUCUACAAAAUCAAAUAACGAGGUUACUGCAAAUAUGAACAAUAUUUUUGAAGAUUGGUUAAAUGUACAGAUAGAAUUUUGGAAU